This is a messenger RNA of Soboliphyme baturini, 276 nucleotides long. NCBI's taxonomy places the organism in Eukaryota, Metazoa, Nematoda, Enoplea, Dioctophymatida, Soboliphymatidae. The record is from the annotation of a GenBank genome assembly.
AUGGGCUGUGUUGUAUCCUGUGGUCAGAACUUUUUCGAGUCGCUGAAUCCCUUUGAAGUAUACCAAAACCGGGACGACUUGGAAGCUUAUCUUUACAACCAGUCGCUUGAAAUCGAGCCCAGGGAUUGUGAGAAGCCUCCCAAUCUGAAUCCUCUUCGAAAGUAUUCCCUUAAGUCGCCUGGAAUUAAACUUCAAAAAUCCUCAGUUUCUCAUCUGAAGAAGCAUUUCGCUACUCCACCGACUCCUUUGUUCACACCACUAACGGCUUACGGGUAA